AUGUCUCGUUCCUGGCCUAGAUUGAUGCUACUUUGGAAUGGAAACGAUAAGUCGACGCACAUAUAUGGAAAUUUGACUCCUUUAUAUUGUCGACUAAGGGUGCUAACUGUAAUGUUUCUGUCUGCAGCAUUAGUUGACAAUAUUCUGUAUAACUAUUUGACCAUUUCACAUCUUCCAGAAGGAUGGUCGAUUGACGACAUUCUUAAACAAGAUUUUAGCCUCAUUUUCACCUUUAUACCGUAUUCUACGUGGACAGGCUUAGUAUUUUCAAUGAUCACAUUCACAUGCAGAUUUACGUGGACCUAUGGCGAUUUGUUGUUGAUGAUAAUAUGUACAUCAUUAGCAGAAAAGUACAGGCAAAUAAAUAAAGGGAUAGCGAAAGCGGUUAACACGAAUGUACAAAAUAUUGCAUUUUGGAAGAAAGUACGACAGGAUUACGGAAGAGUUUUUAGAUUAUGCCAAGCAGUGGAUGAUCAUAUAAGCAACUUGCUCAUUUUGUCAUUUGCUAAUAAUAUACUCGUUAUAUCAAUGCAAUUGUAUAUCAGUAUAAAGUUAUUGUUACCAAUACAAAGGGCAAUAAUGCACGUAGUUAAAAACAUGAAAUUACUUUAUGCCAAGCAUUCCGGGUGUUUAUCAACUUAUGAAAGUUUGAAGUUUACUUUUAUACUGGGAAAAUGUUUUGGUAUGUUUCCAAUGGAAGGAUUGGCGAGCAGAAAUCUGCGGAUGCUAAAAUUUCGGUUGAUUUCGAUCCCGACUGUUUACACCGCGGUGUAUAUGGUAGCCAUGCUGAUGCUAAGCUUUAUGUGUACUUUUACAUGGAAUUACACGGACUUGUUUAUAAUACUCCUCAGCACAGCAUUAACGUCCAAACUAAACUGCAUGAAUUAUCGGAUGCGCAUGGUCUUGACUGACAAGUCCAAAGACAUGACACUGUGGAACAAACUACGGCACGACUUCAACUCAGUUUCCGAUUUGUGCAAGUUAUUAGAUCACGAAAUUUCCGACAUAGUUUUCUUAUCCUUCGGCAUCAACUUAUUUAUUAUACUCGUACAACUGUAUAACAGCUUAAAACCGCGUAGCCAAAGCGUCGUUGGGCAAGUAUACUUUAUGUAUUCCUUCAUGUUUUUGAUAUUCCGGGCGGUUGGUGUGCUGUUAUAUGGUUCUAGCAUUCACGAAGCUAACAAAGAAACGGGAAUUAUUCUGAUGUCCACUCCAUCUGAUGUGUAUAAUCCUGCUAUUAUGGACAUAUUCCGCGGACUAAAUUUUCCAGAAAUCCUUUUCGAUCCUUUGUAG
Messenger RNA from Photinus pyralis (common eastern firefly), 1293 nucleotides. RefSeq names its product gustatory receptor for sugar taste 64e-like. The coding region runs from base 1 to 1293 and encodes 430 amino acids. Gene Ontology annotation, molecular function: taste receptor activity. Gene Ontology annotation, cellular component: membrane. The transcript is spliced from 9 exons. Gene Ontology annotation, biological process: detection of chemical stimulus involved in sensory perception of taste; sensory perception of chemical stimulus. Lineage: Eukaryota; Metazoa; Arthropoda; Insecta; Coleoptera; Lampyridae. The record is from RefSeq and is a predicted model, not a curated record.